This is a messenger RNA of Ictalurus punctatus (channel catfish), 1159 nucleotides long. RefSeq names its product immunoglobulin lambda variable 4-60. The record is from RefSeq and is a predicted model, not a curated record. Bases 102 to 665 code for a protein of 187 amino acids. Gene Ontology annotation, biological process: response to bacterium. The transcript is spliced from 5 exons. Lineage: Eukaryota; Metazoa; Chordata; Actinopteri; Siluriformes; Ictaluridae.
CCAUAAAGCCCCCAAAAAAGAAAGAAAGAGGAAUCUGGACCUGGUUUUCUACUGAACUCACAAGUUCAUUACCUCACUAUCACUUUGUCUAAACAGGAACGAUGAUCACACUCUUUGUCGCGCUUUACUCUCUUUUUUCUCUCUGCACAGCUGGAAACACUUCUGACAUCAUGGAGCUUCAUGUGAAAACAGUAAAGCGUGGAGAAAAUGUAACUAUGGAGUGUAACAUGAGCAAGGUCAAAAACAAAGAUAAUUUAGCUUGGUACAGACAGAGUUUUGGAAAAGUGCCUCAGUAUUUUGUAAGACUUUACGGGACUAAUAGCUACAAAUUUGCAGAGGGAUUUAAAGAUAUCCGCUUCAGUAUGACUGUAAAUGACCAGAAGUUUGAUCUCAACAUUAUCGGAACGAGAGAAGAUGAUGGAGGAGAAUAUUUCUGUGGAGAAGUGGAGGGAAUUAUAAUAAAGUUCACAUCUGGAACACGUCUGCAAUUUGAAGGUGAAGAGAUGAAACACUGUCCUACACCUGGAACGGUUAACAACAACACAGAUUCUGUUACACGCCAGGAUUCAAACGGCAGUGAUGGAGAAGGUGCUUCAUCAAGAAACCAUCAAACUCCCACCAAUCAGACUGAUGCUGGCUUGAUGUCUGGAACCGUUCUGCCUUGAGUUUUGCUAAGAAACCUUCAUCCUCCUGAACAUCCAGAGAGAAGAUCCAUGAAGAUGUUUAUGCACAAGUUAAAAUAAAACGUCUAAUUAUUUACUCAGACACACUCACUUGUAGACAAAUGUGUCAUAUUUUAAUCAGAUAAAAGCUUUUUCAUUGCUGUAAGUUUUAUCUCCUUUUUCACCUUCUUAAUGUACUAAUUUGCCUUACUUGAUGGAUUUUCUGCUUCACAAUUUACUUAAACAUUUGUUUUUGUGGACCGCUGUUCAUGAAUAUUAUAAUUACUUUAUAUUAGCUAAAACAUUUUUAUCUCCAGUACAUCUGUAAAUGUAAUACAUGUUCCACUUUUUUCAGAAAUACUAAGGGUCUUUAAGUGCAAGAGGGCCGAGUAUAAAGACGAGUGUUAACUGCAUUACUGAGAUUCCACUGUUUAACCUGAAAUUAAUCUCCAGACACGAAAUAUUAAAUCAGAUUAAAAAUGCAUAUUGAUGACUGA